This is a messenger RNA of Varanus komodoensis (Komodo dragon), 1803 nucleotides long. Its product is annotated as meprin A subunit alpha-like. The record is from RefSeq and is a predicted model, not a curated record. Gene Ontology annotation, biological process: proteolysis. Gene Ontology annotation, molecular function: protein binding; metalloendopeptidase activity; zinc ion binding. Gene Ontology annotation, cellular component: membrane. The coding region runs from base 1 to 1803 and encodes 600 amino acids. The transcript is spliced from 13 exons. Lineage: Eukaryota; Metazoa; Chordata; Lepidosauria; Squamata; Varanidae.
AUGGCUUUGUUUGGGCUUCUCAGUCUGGCAGCACUGGUCGCAACAUCAUCUACCUUUACAAUCAGAAGGACAGGCAACAAUGAAGUACUGCCCACCUUAGAUGGAGGAGAACCAAGAUGGGGCAUCCCAGAAAUCAAUACAGCAACAGAAAGCAAAUUCUUUGAAGGUGACAUCGUCUUGCCGCUGGAAAGAAAUGCACUGAGGAACACAUCCUACAGGUGGAAAUUUCCAGUUCCUUAUAUAAUGGGCAACAGCUUGGACCUGAAUACUAAAGGUGUAAUCCUGCAGGCAUUUGAGAUGUUUCGACUCAAAUCUUGUGUUGACUUCAAACCUUAUGAAGGAGAAAAAACAUAUCUCCAAUUUGAAAAGCUGGAUGGAUGCUGGUCUUAUGUGGGUGAUUUUCAGACUGGUCAAAAUGUUUCCAUUGGAGCCCGUUGUGAAUAUAAGGAUACUGUGGAACAUGAGGUCCUGCAUGCUCUUGGCUUUUAUCAUGAACAGUCACGCACUGACCGAGAUGAUUAUGUUAAUAUUUGGUGGGAACAAAUUAUUGAUGGUCAGGCAUAUAACUUCAACAAAUAUGAUGAUGACUUCAUUACUGAUCUAAACACCCCCUAUGAUUAUGAAUCAGUCAUGCAUUAUGGACCUUACUCAUUCAACAAAAACAGCAGCAUCCCUUCAAUUACGACCAAAAUUCCUGAAUUCAAUGAUGUGAUUGGCCAAAGCCAGGAUCUGAGCAAAAUAGACCUAGAAAGGCUUAAUCGCAUGUACAACUGUGCUUCCAGCCUGACCCUCCUUGACCAGUGCUCGUUUGAGUCCAUUAACAUCUGCGGCAUGGUGCAAAGCAAAACAGAUGAUGCUGAGUGGCAGCGAACCGCAGUCGCAGCCAGUGCGAAUGCCAGCAACUCGGAGCCCCGCUGCACAAAGAGGGGCUAUUUUAUGCACUUCAAUACCACAGUAGGGCAUCCAAAUGAAACAGCUCUUUUGGAAUCCCGUAUUUUCUACCCAAGGAGGAACACAAAGUGCCUCCAGUUCUUUUACAAAAUUGAUGGCAGCCUGAAAGAUAAACUCAUUGUCUGGAUUAAAAGAGAUGAUGGAAGUGGAAAUAUUAGGAAGAUGGCGCAACUGCGCUCACUCUCUGCUGAUGGAGAACAGCACUGGAAGUUUGCAAACAUUCCUUUUAACAGCCAAGCCAAAUUCCGCUAUGUUUUUCAUGGCAUUAAAGGAGAUCCAUCGACUUCUACUGGUGGCAUUAACAUUGAUGACAUUAGUCUGACGGAAACACAGUGCCCCACUGGCGUCUGGCAGAUAAGAAACUUUACCUCUGCUUUACAAAAUACAGCCAAAGGAGAUUAUAUUGCCAGUCCGGUAUUCUUUAACUCGGAGGGCUAUUGCUUUGUGCUCAGUCUGUCUCCUCAUGGCCCAGUCAACUCAAGUGGAAGUUACCUGGGAAUCAUGUUUGCUUUGUGCAGCGCUGAAAAUGAUGGAGGCCUAGAGUGGCCAGCAGGAGAUAGGCAGGUGACAUUCACCAUAGUGGAUCAAAAUCCCGAUAUCACCCAAAGGAUGUCCGCAAGUCGGAGCUUUGUCACAGAUCCUAACCAAAUUCACAAUGGCAAACUACUUUGGGAUAAACCCUCUAUUACUGGAUCUGUAGAUCCUUUAUAUGGCCGCUACAUAGGUCCAUUCUGGGGCUGGAACUACAUCUUACCACACAGUGAAUUACAUCGGAAGAGUUUCCUUAAAGAUGAUACAUUGAUGGUCUUUGUAAAUUUUGAAGUUGUUGAAGAUCCAGGUAGCGUUUUAUAA